Diaporthe amygdali is the source of this 1143-nucleotide messenger RNA. RefSeq lists its product as uncharacterized. The transcript is spliced from 7 exons. NCBI's taxonomy places the organism in Eukaryota, Fungi, Ascomycota, Sordariomycetes, Diaporthales, Diaporthaceae. The record is from RefSeq and is a predicted model, not a curated record. Bases 1 to 1143 code for a protein of 380 amino acids.
AUGAGCAUGACGGCGACACUAAGCAGCCAAAGCUCAGAAGCUCCGACUCGUGACAGUGCUGUCAAGCCUCCGCCCGGUGUAACGUCAAAUUUCGACGACCCUCCUGAUGCUGGACACAAUAUUGCGUUCUCUAUUGCCAUCACGAGCACAGUGUUGAUCUUGAGUCUAUUCCUGGUGCGAGGCUAUGUCAAGGUCUUUAUUCUUCGACAAAUUACAAUAGAAGAUGCUAACGGAGCGGGCUAUCAUGCUUGGGAUGUCACUACACAGCAAUAUGGAGUCAUUUUGAAGUGGCUCUACAUCACCAGUGUGCUGUAUUGCCCAGCUGCCUAUUUUAUAAAAGCAACCCUUUUGCUUCUCACAGCUAGAGUAUUCGCCAUCUAUGAGCGAUUAGCGAAGGCAAUCAAGUGGUUUGUCACAGCGCUUGCACUUACGUACAUCCCUAUCCAGUUUAUCAAAAUGUUUAUUUGCGUACCUGUCGAGUCAUUCUGGAACCACAAUAUCCAGCCGACGAGGUGCCUCAGCCAGGCAAAAGCAUUCAUUUUUGACCUCUCUUUGGCAAUUCUGACAGAUUCUAUCAUCCUAAUUAUUCCCAUUGUGUUGAUAUGGCACCUCGCCAUGCCCCUGACUCAGAGGCUCAAGAUCGCGGCGAUACUUGGUGCCGGAGGCAUAGCGCUGGGUAUCACUACCUAUCGGAUGUACCUACUAUCCUCGUACUUAGUGACAGAUGAUGUCACUUCAGCAUUUGUUUACCUCGACAUUACAGUGAUAUCGGAACUCACGAUAGGCUUCAUCUGCGCCUCUGUACCUUCCUGCAAUGUCCUGCUGGGACAUAUCAAAGCCCUCUAUAGACAGAGACAGGUGAGGCCGUCUGUGUCGGUGCAGCAGGAGCGCCACUGGCAAUCUGACAAGCACUGGUGGGACAACUGGCUCACAACCGAGAGAUGGACUGCACAUCAUUGGUCGAAAGGAGUGCGCAGUGGGAAUACAAUCAGUAUCGGCCGGGAUGGCGUGCGGGGACAGCGAGCGACCGAUUACAGUGCGGGAGCCAAUUCGGGAGUUAUGAUCACUGAAUAUGCUGCAGAUAGGGCGUCGCGGGGAGUAGCCGCGAUCACAGAUCCAGCUUCCACAUUUGGAGACGAAUAG